Alternaria postmessia is the source of this 870-nucleotide messenger RNA. RefSeq lists its product as uncharacterized. The transcript is spliced from 2 exons. The record is from RefSeq and is a predicted model, not a curated record. NCBI's taxonomy places the organism in Eukaryota, Fungi, Ascomycota, Dothideomycetes, Pleosporales, Pleosporaceae. The coding region runs from base 1 to 870 and encodes 289 amino acids.
AUGUCCGACUACGACCACGACUCCCCCCAAGACGACUCCUCCUCCCGCUUCGACUUUGGCCAUCUGUUCGGCGACUACAGCGCAUCCGUCGACCAUCAGGAAGAACCACUCAGCGAGGCCGUGUACCGCGCCCCACCCGUCCCUUACUCCACCGGCUUCUUCGACCACAUCCUCAACCCAGCCGGCCUCGACCACGGCCGCUACUCACCCUUCGCUUGGCGUCCAUACAGUCCCUUCACCGCAGAAACCAUCAUGCCGCCCACCACGCGCGCACGUCCACAAGCCUCGCGACCCGACCGUCUAGCGAAUGGCUACGUUGACCUGACUAGCGCUCCCGAUUCACCGCCGACAGGGACCGCGAGGAAGAGAGAAUCACCCACUCCAGGCCCGUCGGCGAAGCGGCAGAAGCGGGGCGACGGGUCAGCGGCAGGAGUUGACGACAAGGUUGAGGAGGAUGAGAAGGUUGAGAAGGUGGAUGAGGUGGAUCUGACGGAGCCGAGGAGCCCGCUGCAAGAGGCAUUGCAGAAACAACAGGCCGAUGCUGUCAAAGCGCAGGCCAAGCCAGAAGAGACAGUUACCACGUUCAACUCGUUUAAUUGUGUCAUCUGCAUGGAUAAUCCUACCGAUCUCACUGCUACUGCUUGUGGCCACCUCUUCUGCCACACCUGCCUCAUGGAAGCCCUCAUCGCCGGCGAGAACCGUACCGGACCCCACGAAACGAAGCGCUCGCAAUGUCCCGUCUGCCGAAAGAAUAUCAGCCGCAACAAAGCAACAGACGUCAUACCUCUGCUGCUGAAGAAGGGCCUAGCGACACAGCCCAGGAAGAAAGUCGUUGCGUCAGCUGCUGCGCCUGCGCCUAAAGUAGCCUGA